UGGAGCACGUCCGAUGACGAGGUAUUGUUGCAAGCGCGCGCUUCUGGCCUGCACUGGGGUCCGAUCGCUCAGCACAACUUCCCAAGCAAGACGGCAAAUGCUUGCCGGAAGCGGUACGAGCGGUUGAUGGAGCGACGUCAGGCCGAAGACUGGGAUGCACAGAAGCUUGAGUUACUCGCUCAACAGUACAUGCUCAUCCGGAAAGAGAUGUGGGAGACCCUCGCCAACCGGGUAGGCGAGAAAUGGACGGUAGUGGAAGCCAAGUGCAUGGAGAAGGGACUCAAGAGCUUACAGUCCACGGCGCGAACAGCUCAGCGUCGA
Molecule: messenger RNA, 321 nt
Organism: Baudoinia panamericana UAMH 10762
Lineage: Eukaryota; Fungi; Ascomycota; Dothideomycetes; Mycosphaerellales; Teratosphaeriaceae
Exons: 2
Source: RefSeq, a predicted model, not a curated record